Molecule: messenger RNA, 802 nt
Organism: Xenia sp. Carnegie-2017
Lineage: Eukaryota; Metazoa; Cnidaria; Anthozoa; Malacalcyonacea; Xeniidae
Exons: 5
Coding region: 89-802 (237 amino acids)
Source: RefSeq, a predicted model, not a curated record
UCAACUUCCAUUCGGCGUUUUGGCGACAAAAAAACGAGCAACCAAUCAUAAAUUAAUAAUUAAUCACGUGUCUUUUUUCACAUUCAACAUGGCGGAUAUUCGGUUGGAAUCAAUAUUGCAAGAGAAUGAGGAAUAUGAACACCAAGUUUCCAUUGAUGGUGAUACAGAAAAUUCAGUUUUUGAGGAAGAUGGAAAUAUAGAUUGCGAACUUCUUGUAGACCUCGUGCGAAGUUUUCCUAUUCUUUGGAACACUAAACUUAAAGGAUACAAAGAAACUAACAAAAAAAAAUCCGCAUGGAAUGUAGUUGCAUCGCAAUUAGGAGUCGAAGAUGAGGAAAUGCCUACAACAUCGUCAGAUUUACGUGAUGUUCCACAGAAAUGUUAUGUGAUGACAGUGUUACUGAAAGAGAUCUUGAAGCCAUUCUUGAAAGCUGUCAGUUGGUUAUUGGAGAAGUGGAUACUGGGCCAUCUGCUUGCAAAAGAAUGGAAAAUCGAGAAGAAAUGGGAAAAAUGCGAUGAUGAUGUCCAUGAGAAUAAUCCUCUCCAUGAUCGAGAAGUGUGGUUGGAUGGUUAUUUUCAAUAUAUCAAGCCAACACAAUCCAUUUCAUCUGAUGGAAAGAUUUGCAGCAUUGAUCGAUCAUGUCCCAUCCUUUACCCAUCAUCAUGUCAGUUGUGUAAUGAACCUAUCAUCAAAACUACCAACAGCUCUCUUGUGAUUAUGAUCACUUGUGAAGGUGAAAAUGUCCUUAUGCAAUUUUUACAGAGUCAAAUAACAAUUUUUGAUAUAUGGAUGUACAUAUGA